AUGGACCACCGUGUGCUGCUGCUGCUGCUGCUGCUGCUGCUGCUGCUGCUGACUGGGGGUGAGGCUCUGCAGGCUUCAGGUUCUAAUGUCCCAGCAGGGCCGUGUCCACAGAGACUCCUGGGACAGGAGAGGAGGAGGACGUGUCCCCGGCCCUGCAGCGCUGACCCAGACUGUGGCGUCAGACGUCAGUGUCUGUGCGACGGCCACUGUGGUCUCAGCUGCGUGGCUCCAGGUGAAUAUUUAUCUUCCCCACGUCCUGGUGAAAACUCUGAGGCUCGUCUCCUCUCUCCCACCCACGCCUUUUCUGCCCUCCUUGAAGUGCGCUGCCAGCCUGGAUUCACCUUGCCCAGUGGCUUGGACGCCACAAUCCGCCGUUGUCAAGGCGACCGACAGUGGAGUGGGGACGAGCCCACCUGCAUGGAACCUCAGUCCUCCAGACCAGCUGCUGCCUCCAGGUGCCCCCUCCCAGAGGACGUCCUCGGCUCCUUCAGCAUUCAGGGGGACGCCACAGUGGGGACAUCAAUACGCUACAGCUGCUUCUCUGGGGCAGAAUUGGUUGGGAGCAGAGAAAACUACUGCCUGGAAAAUCAGAGCUGGAAACAUCCUCACCCCGUCUGCAGAGACGUCAUGUGUCCGUCUCCACCCGAGGUGGAGCACGGCUACGUGGUGGCCGUCCAGCGGACCGAAUAUGAAGUUGGCUUCCACAUCCACUAUCUGUGCAAGAAGCACUUCCUCCUGGAUGGAGCCCAGAAGGUCACGUGCCUGUCCAAUGGCAGCUGGAGCGCCUCACCCCCUUACUGCAGAGGUGAGAGAGAGCCUGGGCGUUGGCCCUUUGACGUCACAGAUGCCAUGGUUCCUCAUGGGGAGAACGUGACGUUCUACUGCAAACAUCCUGGUCAUCAGUGCAGCGUCACUGCCACUCAGACGUGUUUUGAUGGAGAGCUGCAGCCGCCAGCGUGCUACCUGGAGCCAACGUGGCUGCAGUACAAACUCUUCCCUCACCGUCUGGUGUCAGAGAUCGAAGAAUGUCUGCUGGGUGAUGUGGAGUGACCUCCACCCACCGUACAGAACCUCAGGGAACCACCACAGUUUGAUCAACCAACCAGUGCAGAUGAGACCAGGCCGGAGCUGAAGCUGAAACCUGGCUAACAAGCUAACAGCAAAACAACACAAUGUCACAUUUCUUCUUCAGCUGGAGGUCAGGUCACUGCAGGUCAGAUCGUGUGGCAGUGGUGCUCACAUGUUGAGUUAGGUCUGUCCAGUGAGUGUCCAGUGAGUGUCCAGUGAGCGUCCUUGUAUUAAUUUCAUUGUCCCAUGGACCCCAUAUUUAGCCACAGUAGACAAAGUGACUAUGGUUGAACAUAGUGUAGCUUCACACAGUUUUCACACAGUGCUGGACGUGAACAUUUGACCUGUGUGUGAGGUCAACACGUUUGUUCACACACGGUUGGUUCAACAGAUCGAUGGGUUUAAGAAACGCUGUGAUCCUCAACAGGUCUC
Cynoglossus semilaevis (tongue sole) is the source of this 1500-nucleotide messenger RNA. RefSeq names its product ntl-dependent gene 5 (gene ntd5). The record is from RefSeq and is a predicted model, not a curated record. Bases 1 to 1050 code for a protein of 349 amino acids. Lineage: Eukaryota; Metazoa; Chordata; Actinopteri; Pleuronectiformes; Cynoglossidae. The transcript has 8 exons.